Messenger RNA from Paramecium pentaurelia, 2222 nucleotides. Lineage: Eukaryota; Ciliophora; Oligohymenophorea; Peniculida; Parameciidae. The record is from the annotation of a GenBank genome assembly.
AUGUUAAGUACAUUUAAUCACUAUAAAAUUAGACUGUCUUAUUUUUCAUUCAAAAGUGAUACUAUUACUGUUUUUAUUAGUAAGAUAAUUAGCUAUAUUUGGACAUACAGAUUUCUGGAUAGUCAUUUAUAUAUACAAUUUAAAAAAAGACAUAAUAAUUCUCAAUUAAUUCGCAGUUAUUUCUAUGUUUAUUUUUUGUAUCAGUCAAUUUGAUAGUAUUCACAUUAAAUCAUACUAAUAAACUAUUACAGAAUUAGGAGUUUUGUAUUUGUUUGAUGUCUAUUUACAGUAUAGAAAUUAUAAGAAAGGAGAAAAUUAUAAUUCAAAUGAGUUUUUUCGUCAAUUUAAUAUUAAUCAUUAAGAAAUUAAUAAACAUUAUAACACUGGAAAAUAACUAAAUGUGAACCAUCUAAAUAAAGAGAAGAAGACUAUAUCAAUGAAUUAAAGCUAUAUGAAUGAAGCUCAUUAUUAAAUAUAUUAAGCCUAAGAUUCAAUUCCUAGUCUAAAAGAUAUAUUUUAUCCAGAAUGGAAGAAAACCUACUUCUGUUAUUCAACUGAAGAAUUAUUAUAGGUUUAUGAUAAGGAAAAUUCUAAUUUAUUUUAUAUUCUUUAUAUAACAACAGAAAAAAAUAGUAAAGAAAUAUAUAGAGUAUAAAUAACAAGAAAUAAGGUUUAAGAUUAUAUUUUAAGAUUUACAAAAUUGGAUAGUCUCUUAUAUUUUAAAUUAAAAGGAUCAAAAAGAAGAUUUAGAUAGCAUUUAUCAUAAAUAUUUUCCCAUAAACUCAAAACUCCAUUAAAUUAAGCAUUGGCAAAGAUAACAUCAAUGUUGACUGAUGGCAAUGUAUUACCAUAUCAAAAGUUAAUACUCUCAUAAAUUUAUAUUUAAUAAAAGUGUUAAUUAUACAGCAUUUUAGAUUUUCUAGAUUAUGUUAAUUUAGAUUCUAUGACAUUUCAACCUUCUCGUGUAACAUUAAAUUAAAUAAUUUAAAAUGUAAGAGAUUUGAUUAGAGAAUAAUGCAAAGCUAAAUCAAUUGAAUUAAAUAUAUUUAUAGAAAAAUUGCAAUAUAAAGAUUAUAAAGGGUAAAUAUUUAUUUAAAAUAUUGUAGAAUCAUUGUUUUAUAAACUGAUUCAUUAAAAUUAGAAAGAAUUCUAUAUAAUUUAUUAAAUAAUGCAUAUAGACAUUCAAAUUAAAAUGGAACAAUACAUUUAUCAGUAGAAUUAAUUUAAGGAACAUUAAAUUUUAGUAUAAAGAAUACUGGUAUAGGAAUAUCUAAAGAUAUGAUGGGAGAUUAUAAUUUAUAAUUUCAUUAUCAUUAAAAUCCUUCUAAUUCAAUUAAAAGAUCAUGGAAUCACAAAUUAGGAACUACUUUAUAUGUUACCAAUAAAUUAGUUCAUUUAUUAAAUGGAAAUAAGGGUCAUUUAGAAAUAUUGAAAUAAAAUGAAUCUGAAUUUAAAUUUUCUAUUUUAUAAGAAUUGAAUAUAAAUAGAGGUGUAUCAGAGAUAGCAUUAGGAAGUUUAAGUUCUGAUCGAUCAGAAAUGAAUGUAUUAAUAAAUUAGUAAGAUCAUAUGGAUGAAAUAUAGGAAGAUAAUGAUUAAGUAGGAAAUGAACCUAAGAGUUAAUAAAUAAAAAUAGAAUAAUUGAAACAUGUUAGAAAUAUUAAAUAAUCAAUAGUAUAACCUUAAUCUUAGAGUAAACAUUCAUUAUUGUAAAAUAAAAGAUCUUCCUCUAUUUUUGAUGUGAAUUCUUUUCUAAGAUAAUUUAGUUUUAAAGAUGUUGGAAUAGAUUCUAAUUAAGAAUUAAUAAUAGAUAAAGAUUAAUUUAUAAUGAUUGUUGAUGAUGAACCAUUCAAUCAUGAUACUUUAAUUAUGAUGUUAAAAAGAAUUGGAUAUAUUAAUUUUAUUCAUGCUUAUGAUGGUAGAGAAUGUAUCAAUAAGACUUAGGAAAGUCAUUUAAAAAUUAAAUUGAUUUUAAUGGAUUUAGACAUGCCCAUUUUAAAUGGAUUUAAGUAAUAAAUAAAUAUCAAUUCAGAGCCACUUAAGUACUCAAGGAACUAAUGAACACUAACUAAAUAAAGAAAAUACCCAUUAUAGCAUGUACUGCUCAUGAUGAUUAUGAGACCGAAACAUAAUGUAAAGCUCUUGGAAUGUUAGAUAUCAUCAUUAAACCAGUCUUUAUAAAAUAACUCUAAACUGUAAUUAGAAAUAUUCCUAAGACUUUAUGA